Limulus polyphemus (Atlantic horseshoe crab) is the source of this 1116-nucleotide messenger RNA. Its product is annotated as cytochrome P450 1A1-like. The record is from RefSeq and is a predicted model, not a curated record. NCBI's taxonomy places the organism in Eukaryota, Metazoa, Arthropoda, Merostomata, Xiphosura, Limulidae. Bases 1 to 1116 code for a protein of 371 amino acids. The transcript is spliced from 7 exons. Gene Ontology annotation, molecular function: oxidoreductase activity, acting on paired donors, with incorporation or reduction of molecular oxygen; monooxygenase activity; iron ion binding.
AUGGAUUUAGUGAGAGAGGUCCAGAUCCAUGAACUCUUUCGAAAAUUCCAAGAUAAAUAUGGCGGACUAUGUACCAUCUGGCUUGGAGGUGAGCCAAAUAUUGUAAUUGGUGAAUGGGAACUAAUGCACGAAGCCCUGGUGACAAAAAGAGCUGAUUUUAUUGGACGAAAGCAGAAUCUUCUUGCGAGAAUUCUUGCUGAUGAGCGUACGAAUCUGAUGUGUAUGGAUUACAGUCCUGCGUGGGAAGUGCUCCGAAAAGUUGCACACUCCGCCCUAAGGACGUUCAUGGCAAAUAAGAACCUCCCAAUGAUCAUAUCAGAAAAUGUGGAUAAUGCUGUGAACAAAAUGAUCAAGAUCAAAGGACCACUCGACCCGGAGGAAUAUAUCAGACUUUCUGUGUCCAACAUAAUAGCCACGUCAGCAUUUGGCAAAAGGUUCGAUCCUGAUGACCUUGACUUCAAGAACCUUAAAGAAGCUCCAGAGCUGAUUUUCCAGGAAGCAAAGAACGGCCUUCCUGCAGACCUGUUUCCCGCCUUAAGAGUGUUCUUCCUUCACGGAGAGAUGAGGUUAAGACAUGGAUAUCAGAAGUUUCUGAAAGUUCUUUACAAAGAGUAUAACUCUCACGUCCAGUCUUACAAGGAGGGUACUAUUCGAGAUUUUACAGACAGUAUUCUAGCAGCACGUGAAGAGGCCAAACGGGAAGGGAAACUCUCAAGCCACUAUUUAACUGAUGAUGCUUUGUCACACAUUGUAGUCACCCUGUUUGGCGGUGGAUAUAAGCUCCCCAAAAGGACUUCCAUGUUGUUCAACCUGACGGCUCCUCACCUAAACGAGGAAUACUGGCCUAAUCCUCGUGUUUUCAAACCUGAACGAUUCUUAGAUGCUGACGGAAACCUAACUAAAGCUAGGCUAGUGGGGUUCGUCCCUUUCGGCUUGGGGCGUCGCCAGUGUCCAGGAGAAAAACUUUCUUACUGCGACAUCUUCCUCAUCCUAUCGCGGCUCUUACAGAGGUGUCAUGUCACCUUGCUGAAGGAACGUGAGAAUGACCUACAACCGCAGCCGUUUGGCUGUAUAAGCAUCCCGAGAAACUACGAAAUUUUAGUGAUCGAGCGUUGA